Messenger RNA from Anguilla anguilla (European eel), 3349 nucleotides. Its product is annotated as E3 ubiquitin-protein ligase MARCHF9-like. Bases 1495 to 2517 code for a protein of 340 amino acids. Gene Ontology annotation, molecular function: ubiquitin-protein transferase activity; zinc ion binding. The transcript has 4 exons. Gene Ontology annotation, biological process: protein ubiquitination. The record is from RefSeq and is a predicted model, not a curated record. Lineage: Eukaryota; Metazoa; Chordata; Actinopteri; Anguilliformes; Anguillidae.
ACUCGCGCAUAAGCACACAAACGCACAAGGCCCGCGGUUCAGAAUUCCCGGGUCAAACUAACACGUGGUCCAACGUCACGGCAGAGAUCAGCACCUCGGACAGCGGUGCUGUCAAUGCGCAGCAAAAAGGUAGAUAUUUUUCCCCUCGCGGAGAGAGAUCGGGCAAGGAAAUAUUGAUUGCGAGAAUAGGGGGGGAAACAAACCAACUGCAACAUUUUGAAAUACAGACGAUGCUUCGUUUAGCAUGCUAUUUUGAAACAAGGAGCGGCGCAGGUCCACUCUCAAAGUCAUUAAUUUCGACGAGAGAACCGAAAUGUCGAUUUUAUUGCUCUUUUAUUGCUAAAAAUGUUUUAAUCGCUAUAGUUAUUGUUUUAAUUUUCUUUAGAGCGAAUGUGCAGCACGUCGGCGUCACCGUGCCACUCUAAAAGAGGAAUUCGCCGUUUUCCUUUUUUGGUUGAAUCAUCUUUCCGUUGUGUGCCGUGCAGGACCAUUGCAGAAGGGAAAAAAUCAUGAUGGAUAUUCGAGGCAAAAGGAAUACGCGCUUUACUCCCCGUUUUCGGUGUCGCGUCCGAUCCGAUUUAAAAUGCAAACACGUUGGAUUGUGAAUCGCGUCUCGGCGGUGUUCGGCGAGGGGACAGAGUGGGACGGAUUCUCAGUUGAUCCCCCAGAAAAAAAAUACAGGAAACAACAGAGAAGACUCACCAUGAUCUAAUAGCCGGGAUGCUAUCGAGAGACAAACAAAAGAAAGAUUGUUACGUUUGAUUCCAUCUCUCAGUAUUGAUAUCCUGUCUCUUUGGAUUAUGGUGCUGGAAGUGGCAUCCAGAUAUGCCUGUGUGGAUCUAUUGAUAACAUUGUAUUUUUGUCUGUUUUUUAAGUGCCAUUUUCAAUUUUCCUUGUUCCUCUGUCGCUCACUCUCUCACUUGCUUUCUGUCUCGCGGUCUUCUGCUUUGUAUAACAGAAUACUGAACUACCGAUGCAAAACCAAGAUUCGCAGAUAUACCACAGUCAACAGGCUCUAAAAUAUUAAUAAGAUACUUUAUGAUAAUCAUUAUUAUCCGCGAAUUUAAUAUUGGCGAAUCAGCACAACAUUAUUUUUCGAAAUCAGAUUGCUAUUGAGAAGGAGCCCGUCUGUUCAUGGGGUAAAAAGCGUGUACCCGCUCCCCACAUUGGUUUAUACAAAUGCCAUCAGUUGAACUACAGAACGUUUAUCUUACUUACGAGCUCUUUUUGAAUAUUUAUUGACCGACUUCUUUCUUGCACAGUAGUCUUACUUCUGUACUCCUCCGAUUUUGUUCUUGCAAUGACCCACAAUAUUUCACCGUUGACUUGAUCAGAUAUAUACUAUUAAUAAUAAUAAUAAUAAUAAUAAUAGUAAUACAUAAAACCUGCAGGUGUAGUAUUACAAAUACUGCUCAAACGAUAUAGCUAUUGCUUAGGCUAUAGGCUAUACCCAAUUUCCGUCUAUUCCCCUCCCAAACGCAGAUGUAGUAAAAAAUGUUUAAGUAUCGGAUCCGCAUGUUUUUCAACGAACUGAAAGUACUGGUUUUGAUGCGGUCCGAUACCAGUCGGCCUGACAACGACGUAGACCCAGAUAGACGAGCAAGCAUGCGGGGACUCGGCAUGGGCGGCUGCGGGUGGCCGCCUUUCGGCGACUGUUCUUCCCGGGACGACGAGGAGGAGUACUACGGGACGGACCCUCGGCCGCGGAGCCUAGCUUUUGAGGAGAAAGAUCCGAAGCUGCAACCGGGCCUAGACGCCGUGUCGCUCACGAGCAGCAUGGACAGCGGUAUUCGCACUCCCCAGUGCCGGAUCUGUUUCCAGGGUCUUGAGCAGGGGGAGCUGCUGAGCCCUUGUCGCUGCGACGGCUCCGUGCGCUGCACCCACCAGCCCUGCCUGAUUCGCUGGAUCAGCGAGAGGGGGUCGUGGAGCUGCGAGCUCUGCUACUUCAAGUACCAGGUCCUGGCUAUCAGCACCAAGAACCCGCUGCAGUGGCAGGCCAUCUCCCUGACGGUGAUAGAGAAGGUGCAGAUCGCGGCCAUCAUCCUGGGCUCCCUGUUCCUCAUCGCCAGCAUCUCCUGGCUGGUCUGGUCGUCCCUCAGCCCCUCGGCCAAGUGGCAGCGGCAGGACCUGCUCUUCCAGAUCUGCUACGGCAUGUACGGCUUCAUGGACAUCGUCUGCAUAGGCCUUAUAAUCCACGAGGGGUCGUCAGUGUAUCGGAUCUUCAAGCGCUGGCAGGCCGUGAACCAGCAGUGGAAGGUGCUGAACUAUGAAAAGGCCAAGGACCUGGGGGACCCAAUCAGCUCGAGCAGCAAGGCCGGGGGGCGGGGCUCGCGGGGCAACCCCCACGGCGCGGCCGGCGGCGACAGGGGAGGGGGGCGGGGCCAGCGCGUAAGGACUAUUCUCAACCACCACUGUGGCUACACCAUCCUGCACAUCCUGAGCCAGCUGCGGCCCAACGACCACCGGCUCGGGGCCACGUCCAACCGGGAGGUGGUCAUGAGAGUCACCACCGUAUGAGGCUGGGGAUCCGGGAGCGUGCAGGGGAGACGGACUCGCUCAGCGGCGCCCCCUGCUGGCUCCCCCAGUGACACCCGUUGCCUUGAGAGGAGCUGGAACCCGCCAUUCCUCACAGCGUUCCUGUGUUCCUGGAAUGGACAGCAACAAACAAACAAACAACAAAAAAAAAAAACAACCGGAAAACGCAAAGAAUCAAAAAGACGGCUGCACAUUUUCAAGUGCUGUGAAACGAACAGGAAAAAAAAAAACUAAAAGAAAAAUGCUCACAAAUGAACGAACGGUUAAAAAAAAAUUCAGACGAAAAAAAAACUGAAGUGCAGGAGAUUUUUUUCCAUCUCCUUGAAGCUAGAAUACACAAAGCACUGUCAUUUCCUCUUUCGUGUUCUGUUUUUCCUUUGGUUCAUUAUUAUAAUUAUUAUUAUUAUUAUGAUUAUUAUUAUGAUUGUUGUUUUUUUACUGGCUUUGGUUUUAUAAGGGAAUACGUUUAAAAGGAAUUGCAAACUGCCUGCCAUUACUUCUCCCCUUUCCCUCUGAUGCCUCCUGUUAAGCCCCUCCCACUCCGGCUCUGUGGUGCUACUGUGGGCGUGGCUGCGGAGGGGACAGACAGGAAGCUGAGGACAGGCAGGAAGUCAGGGACAUUAAUUAUUCCCUGCACACCUCUGCCAGAGAGCCCAUAAACAAGUACAAAAAAAAAAAAACAUUAAAAAAGAUAAUUAUGAGAGUGUUUCCUUGGAAGGGGAGAGAGGGUACAGGGAAAUAGAGGAACCGUGGUAUUGAAAUACAAACAGCUAAUCUUCUCGGCAAUAAAGAUUCCUGUACAUUUCACAGUGAA